AUGAAACCAGAAGCCCUUGCUGGCUCUGAGAACAUCACUGAUACCAAAUUCUCUGUCUUCCUUCCACAGAACUCUGGGAAGGGGAAAAGCAGGGAAACACAAAUAGUUAAAAGGCAGUCUGCAAUGACUGACAGCAACACACAAAGAGAUUUAUUGAAAGAGAAGCUUGAUCAGCUUCAGUAUCACUUCACGUGGGGCCCUCAGAAGGGAACCAUUGACUUGGAAGAUGAGAUCAACACACCGGGAGAUUUAUUGAAAGAGAAGCUCGAUCAGCUGCAGUGUCACUUCACAUGGAGGCCACAGAAGGAAACUAUUGACUUGGAUGAUCUGAUAUACAGACUGCAAGAUUCUAACCAUAUGAAUUUGAAGUAUAAAGAGCAGUUUUGUAACCAACUUGCUUUUGUAAACUGUCUCAACACACCGGGAGAUUUAUUGAAAGAGAAGCUCGAUCAGCUGCAGUGUCACUUCACAUGGAGGCCACAGAAGGAAACUAUUGACGUGGAAGAUGUGAUAUUCAGAUUGCAUGAUUCUAUCGAUAUGAAUUUGAAGUAUAAAGCGCAAUCCUACAACCAACUCGCUUUUUUAAAUUGUCUGCAAGGCAAUUGUGAAGAAGCAAUUCAAAAUUUAAAGGAAGGUGAAAAGAUUCUGAGGGAGAACCACAAAGAUGAAUUUGAAAGAAGAAGCAUUAUCACAUAUGGAAACUUUGCCUGGGUGCAUUACCACAUGGGACAGCUGACCGAGGCCCAGUCCUAUCUCGACAAGCUGGAGAUGAUCUGUAAACCGCUCAGUGAUGGCCCUCGCUAUACAGCAAUGAUACCCGAGGUGUACGGGGAGAAGGGAUGGUCACUGUUGAAUUCUGCUGCUGAAUACUAUGAGGAGGCAAAGGAAUGCUUUGCAAAGGCUCUGGAGCAAGAUCCUGACAACACUGAGUGGAUAAUGGGAUAUGCAACCGCACUUUCUCGUCUGGAAUCAAUAUCUGGAACCCCAGAGAGUCGGGAUCAGAGUCGGUCAGUGAAGUAUUUCCGACGAGUACUGGAACUUGAUCCAGAUGAUGCUGUGGCCAUGGUGCUGUUGGCUCUAAAACUACAGAGGUUAAGGCAAAAUGAGAAAGCAAAUGAAUUAGUUGAACAAGCAUUGCAGAAGACCCCAGAUCUGUCAUAUGUGCUUCGUUAUGCUGCAAAAUUUUAUAGAAAAAAGGGAUCUGUGGAGAAAGCAAUCGAGCUCUUGAAACAAGCAUUAGGAUUAACUCCACACUCUUGUUUCUUACACCACCAACUUGGAUUGUGCUACAGAAGUAAGCUGAACUACACUCGUUGCAAAUAUCCUCGCAAUCCUGUAUUUCAUCAGAAAGCUGAGUUGAUCAAUCUAUGCAAGUAUCAUUUUGAAAAAGCUUUUGAUCACCGUCGAAGGUCAUUUAUUAAAGCACAACUGGACUUUGCAGACAUCUGCAUAACUAGUGGGGAAUAUUCCAGAGCAGAGGAGACUUACCGUAGAUUGGUGGAGUUAGUGGACAUUCGUCCAGAGAAUAUGCAGAGCAUUUGUCUGGAAGCUGGGUUAUUUGAACUGCACCAGAAAAGAUCUGAAACAAAUGCUGUUUGCCUCUUCCUGAAAGGAGUGAAAAUUGAUUAUAACUCAAUAGAACGGCAAACAUGUCGAACGAAUUUGGAAGAGUGGGUAGAGAGGAAGCUUCUUGUAAAUGCACAUGACAGCAAGGCUCUUGGUGUCAAAGCAUUUCUGUAUCAACUGGAUGGGAUCAAGGGUAGAGCAAUUAAAUACUUUGAGAAAGCCCUGAAGUUUGAUCCUGGCAAUGAGGAAUACGUGAGUGCUCUUUUUCAGUUACGUAUCUGA
Molecule: messenger RNA, 1848 nt
Organism: Hypanus sabinus (Atlantic stingray)
Lineage: Eukaryota; Metazoa; Chordata; Chondrichthyes; Myliobatiformes; Dasyatidae
Product: interferon-induced protein with tetratricopeptide repeats 1-like
Exons: 4
Coding region: 1-1848 (615 amino acids)
Biological process (GO): defense response to virus
Cellular component (GO): cytosol
Molecular function (GO): protein binding
Source: RefSeq, a predicted model, not a curated record